Molecule: messenger RNA, 625 nt
Organism: Dreissena polymorpha
Lineage: Eukaryota; Metazoa; Mollusca; Bivalvia; Myida; Dreissenidae
Exons: 3
Coding region: 132-482 (116 amino acids)
Biological process (GO): sleep; regulation of synaptic transmission, cholinergic; positive regulation of voltage-gated potassium channel activity
Source: RefSeq, a predicted model, not a curated record
ACGUUGCGAGGUUCUUUCGUUGUCCGUGGUAACAUGGGCUCCUAUAAAAGAAAGCCUUUGUACAGGGUCCGCAUAGUGCUCUAGCCGAACUCGUUUGUGGAAGACUUAAAACUUGCGAAUCGGAAAUCGUCAUGGCAAAGCUUGUUAUGAUUCUCGCUGUCUUGAUGGUGUGCAUUGCAGUCGGAACGGAUGCCCUGAACUGCUACGCUUGCACGAGCGCAGUAAACGGGAACUGCGCAGACCCCUUCAAAUCUGACGGCAUUGCCACAAGCUCUCUUGGCUGCACCGCUUGUUCCAAAGUCAAAGUUGAAGAUGUGGUAACAAGAGCAUGCGGAGUCGGCUCGGACGGUUGCACUGACAUCGAAGUUCUUGGCAUCACGACUUCCACGUGCAUCUGCUCAUCAGACCUCUGCAACGCUGCCUACCACGUGACCGUUUCCCUGGCGAUGAUCUUGAUGGGAAUUUUUGCUACGCUACUUUAGAACGUCUUAUAAAAACUGAUCGGUCAAAUAAUUAGAAUAACCGUAAUUUGUGAAAUUCAACAUAAACUAUAAAUCGAUCAAAUGUAAUUGUCCGAUCACUAACACACUUUUAUUUUAUGAAUUUUAAAAUUUCUUAUGAGCUG